AUGUCUUACGAACCAGGUGGAAGCCAAAAAACAGAGUCGAAGUCUGAUGUUCAAAAAGCAUGGAGAGAAAUCAUCGAAAAAGUAGGAUCGACCCCUUCAUUUGUGUUCUCCAUCACUGGAGAUUCUGACAGUUUUGUUCCAAGACCAUGGGCAAAAUCUGUAUUUCAGACAGCCUUGAUCGAGGCAGCUAAAAGUGCAGGAGACACGUGGAUUCUCUAUCGAGGAUAUAACUACGGUUUAUCCGCCAUUGUCCGGAAGGCUUAUCAAAAGUACGGGGAUAUGGAAUUUCGAGCUUACAACCGUGAUGUUCCUAUUAAAGAUCAGGAAAGACACGUUAAACUUAUAAGUAUUGCUGGAAAUUCUCCAAAGGUGCGACAAAGUGAAAAUAAGAUAAAGGAGUCAGAAAAUUUACAGAUUGAAGACCUAGAUGAGAGAAAUACCAACAGAAAAAGAAAGCAUUCCAAAAAUAAAAUCGUUGAAGAACCUGCAGUAGUGGAAUGUUACAUUGAAACUUCAAGUGAAACAUCUUUCUUACUUGAUUUCGAGGGAUAUGUAUCUAAACAAGAAGCACCUUUCCUCAGCGAAGAUAUUGGUUUAAAAUUACCCAUCCCAAUUGUCCUUUUGGCAUGUGAAGGCGAUAUACAUACAAUUAAACACAUUGUGGGUGCUCUAGAUAGGAAGAUUCCAGUGAUUAUAAUCAAGGGAUCUGGAAAAGCUGCGGAUCUGAUUGCGGAUUACAUGAAAAAUCAUGACGAUCUUAAAAGGAAAGCAAGUAUCCUUUUUGGAAUACGAUUCGAUGAAAAAACCUUUGAUGAAUUGGAAGAGAACUUAAAGGCCAUUUCAAAAGCGUCUGAUUUGGUCACUGUCUUUGAUCUUACCUGUGAGGAUCCAUUGAUGCUUUCCAAACUCAUUGGUGAAGCUGUUGUCAGUUGCUGGGCAAUAGAAAAAAUUUUAAGAAGUAAAAAUCAAGACGUAAAAACGAAAAGUCGUCUAGAGAUGCACAAGGAGAGAUCACUGUUUAUUCCACAAAGUAAUGGAUCUGUACACAUUGCAACAACUGUAUCUGUUGGACAGCUUUGGAAAAGAAAUGUUGUGAGGCCAGAGGAUGAAGAUAUUAAGCAAGAAUAUUUACAAAGCAAAGAAACAAAUGCUUAUGUUUUAAACACAAAAUUUUCUUCGCCUACAUCCUUACCCUUGAGCUUUUACUUCGAGUAUCAGUUCCUGCAAGAAUUAGAUAUGUUAGAAGAUAAUGGCCAUAGAUUGCUCUUUGAGGCACUGGUUGCGAACAGAUGUGACUAUGUUCGAGUUUUACUUGAUCAAGGAAUACAGUUCAGAUUAUCGAAUUUAUCCGAUCUUUAUGACCAGACUGUUUCUUGUAAAGACUGCCAUUUCGAAGAGGACGACUGUCUCCACAUUCAAUGGCUCCUCAAGCAAAUCGCAGAAGAUAAAGCAAAAGAAUUGUGUUUUACUCACAGACAAAUUGAAAAGAAAAUUAACAAAAGAAAACGUAAAGAAACUCUCGAAAAAGCCUUAAAGGAAAAGGAAAAGAGACAAAAAGAGGUUGCUGAUUCUGCUAAGGGGUUGUGUCGAAGAAUCCUUGGAUAUAAAGACUAUGAUAAAGAUGAUGAUAAAGAUGAUAAAGACGAAGAAGAAAAUGACGAAAAAAUUGUGAAGGUCUCUGAUAUUUUGCUUUGGGCGAUCUUUGCAAAUCGAAUGGAAAUAUCUGAAAUAUGUUGGCUGCGAACGACAGACCACUUAUUGACAGGACUUGUGUGUACUUCAGUUUUGCAUAAACUUUCCAAAAAGGCAAACAACGUCAAGGAACAAAAUUUGUCCAUAGAAUUUGCAAAUCAUGCAAAGAUGUUUGAAGAAAGAUGUUUGAAAUUAAUGGACGGCAUGUUCGAAGAAGAUUAUAAAAAUGCUAUUAAUGUUAUGGAUGACGAGGCUGUUGUUUGGGGUAUAAAGUCUUGCCCUCUGACCUUUGCGCACGAAAACUUCAUGUACGACAUCGUUGCUCACACUUGCUCUCAGAAGAACAUGAACAAACGUUGGUACAACAAUUUAGCUCCUGACUUCAAGCCAUUUGUGAAGUCCGGAUUACGAAAACCCAAGGAAUUUAUAGGGGCCCCAAUCACAAAAUACAUGUUCAAUUAUGUCAUGUUCUUCGUCAUGCUGGUGUUUUACAGUGCCUUUGUGUUGACUGGUGUUGGAGACGAGUACUAUUCACUCGAUAUAUCCAAAAUAUUUGAAUAUUACGUGUAUUUAUGGGGAGCUGGUGACCUUAUAGAAGAACUCAUAAGCUUCCUUGGCUGUUUGGAAUCAGAAGGUCGAUCCCAUCGCGGCUUAUACUCUAGACUUAAGAGGCACCUCUACGACUUCUGGAAUAUGGUGGACCUUGUAUCAUAUGUCUUAUUGAUCAUUGCCUUGUUUGUACGCCAUUUCCACCCGUCCACUAAUUACACAGUAGCAAGAAGAAUGUUAUCGCUAUCUCUUCUUGUUAUGUACCUGAGGUUUCUUGAAGUCUUUUUGGUGCACAGAAAAAUGGGACCAACUCUAAUCAUGAUUAAAGAAAUGUUAAAGGAUCUCCUCUACUUCCUCGGUCUUGCAGUGUUUGUCGUACUAGGGGUAGGAAUGUAUUACCACGCUAACCUGUGGCCAGAUCACCCAACAAUAUGGAAGGGAAACUGGGUUAACUGGAGGAUUUGGACAAUCAUCUAUUAUCCUUACUGGCAGUUAUACGGUGAAAUUAACAAUGAAGUAUUGGAAGGGGAGGAACUAUCAGGCUGUACUAAUGAUACAAAUAUUUGGAAGACGGAUACUUCAAUCGACCGAUGCCCCGAGGAGGACUGGACUGUAAUUGCGGUAGCAGGAUUCUACAUGUUGUUCUCUAACCUGCUUUUGGUGAAUCUUGUUAUCGCCAUGUUCAGUUAUACAUUUGAAAGAGUUCAACAAAACUCCGAGAAACUCUGGAGAUUUCACCGAUGUACUGUAAUCAAUGAUUACGAGCAACGGAUACCUUCUCCAAUCAAUCUUUUAACACUUCCUUACCGACUUUGCUGCUGCCCAAGAAGAAAAGGAGGAAUAAUGAACAAAUGUAGAG
This is a messenger RNA of Saccostrea cuccullata (small rock oyster), 3100 nucleotides long. Its product is annotated as transient receptor potential cation channel subfamily M member 2-like. Gene Ontology annotation, cellular component: plasma membrane. The annotation marks the transcript as partial. The transcript has 23 exons. Gene Ontology annotation, molecular function: ligand-gated calcium channel activity. Gene Ontology annotation, biological process: calcium ion transmembrane transport. Lineage: Eukaryota; Metazoa; Mollusca; Bivalvia; Ostreida; Ostreidae. The record is from RefSeq and is a predicted model, not a curated record.